Ixodes scapularis (black-legged tick) is the source of this 726-nucleotide messenger RNA. RefSeq names its product 60S ribosome subunit biogenesis protein NIP7 homolog. The transcript is spliced from 5 exons. Gene Ontology annotation, cellular component: nucleolus; preribosome, large subunit precursor; nucleus. Gene Ontology annotation, biological process: ribosomal large subunit biogenesis; ribosome assembly. The record is from RefSeq and is a predicted model, not a curated record. Lineage: Eukaryota; Metazoa; Arthropoda; Arachnida; Ixodida; Ixodidae. The coding region runs from base 157 to 699 and encodes 180 amino acids. Gene Ontology annotation, molecular function: RNA binding.
AAGCCAUCAAGCGGCGUGAGCAGCGUGAGCACACACGCACGCACGUGUGUAGUACGUACGGCCAGUACGGCCGCAGGACAGGACCGACAGGACCACGGACUGUCUGUGGGACCCGUAGGACCGCAGGACCCGGGCUGUAAAAGCUAACUUCCCAAGAUGCGUCCUCUUACAGAUGAAGAAACUCGGGCGUUCUUCGAUAAAAUCUCUAAAUAUAUUGGAGAGAACAUCAAAUUGCUGAUUGAUCGACCAGAUGGAAUGUACUGCUUUCGACUUCAUCGAGAUCGAGUCUACUAUGUCAGCGAGACUAUGAUGAAAAUCGCCAACAACGUUUCUCGGGAGAACCUGAUAAGCAUGGGCACUUGCUUCGGCAAGUUCACCAAAAGCGGCAAGUUUCACCUGCACGUCACAGCACUGGACUACCUCGCCCCCUACGCAAAGCAAAAGGUAUGGGUGAAGCCAAGUGCAGAGCAGCAGUUUCUCUAUGGCCACCACGUCCUCAAGUCUGGCUUGGCUCGAAUCACGGAAAAUACAAACCAGUACAAUGGUGUCGUCGUGUACUCCAUGAGUGACAUUCCUUUGGGUUUCGGCGUGGCUGCCAAGUCAACACAAGACUGCCGGCGCGCCGACCCCAUGACCAUCGUCGUCUUCCAUCAAGCAGACGUCGGGGAAUACAUUAGGACCGAGGACACGCUGACAUGAUUAUGAUAAAUAAAGCUCCUGGUUUUA